Messenger RNA from Spodoptera frugiperda (fall armyworm), 1650 nucleotides. RefSeq names its product tRNA:m(4)X modification enzyme TRM13 homolog. The transcript has 7 exons. NCBI's taxonomy places the organism in Eukaryota, Metazoa, Arthropoda, Insecta, Lepidoptera, Noctuidae. The record is from RefSeq and is a predicted model, not a curated record. Gene Ontology annotation, biological process: tRNA methylation. The coding region runs from base 473 to 1609 and encodes 378 amino acids.
UUUUCAGUUUCUGUCAUCUUACUUGUCAGCUCACCCUGAUGUUCGUGUGUCGUGUGAUUCUGUUGUGCUUUUUUAAGUUAAUUUGAUUGUCGCGCGCAGUACUAAAAAACUCCACAUUCAUGUAAUUUUAGUCGAUGUUUUUUUAACAAUGAAGCUACCAGAUAAAGAUUUUUACUUCAUGUCUUUCCUACACCUUUAACAUUUUUUAUUGUAUUAUAGUGUGCUUAUGUACACACUUUAAUACUUAUGUACACACUUUCACAAAAAAGUGAAAUUUCAUCCACUAAACAUUUCACCCUGAGUAAUAGAGUACCUAUGGAGUGUAUUACGCAAGGCCAAUGUCAGUAUUUUGUGGUGAGGAAGAAGAGACUCUGCCGUAUGACUGUGCGGCCAGGCCGGCAGUACUGCGGAGAGCACGAACCUCAACCGCCUGGGUCUGAGUGUCAGGACGAUAGACGAAUACCAUGCCCAAAUGACCCCAAACACACAGUGUAUGUCAGUAAACUGGAGAAGCACCUUUCUAUCUGCAAUGCGCGCGCUAGAGAACAACCUCCUUAUAUUGUGCCAAAUAUCAAUGCGCCCACUGAAGGAGAAACAUGUGUCCGCAAGCCACUUGCGCAGCUAUCUCGCGAGACAAUCAUGCAAGUCAUUGACAAAAUUAACUAUUUGUAUGACACUUGUCAGCUGUGUCAUGGGGUAUGGAAUGAAUUAUUCUUGUGCAGAGCAUGUGGAGGGCAACAUAACAACAUUCCCUGAACAUCCAAUCCACAAAACGAUAGUCGAAGAGUUCUCGGAGAGCGAUCGCACUGAGAGCUCACGCAGACAUCUGCGGCAAGUGUCCGCCCUGCUGCACCUGGCGGAGGAGGAGGGACUCGUCGGCGCCGGCACAUGCUACGUGGAACUGGGAGCUGGGAAAGGGCACAUGUCGUACUACGCGUGGCAGGCGUGGGGCUCGCAGGGCGGCGCCGUGGUGCUGCUGGACCGCGCGGCGCUGCGCCACAAGCGCGACAACAAACUGCGCGCCGCGCGCCGCCUGCGGGCCGACCUGCGCCACGUGGCCCUGGCGCGCCUCGACGACGUGGCGGCCGCGCCCGCGCUGCUGGCGCUGGCCAAGCACCUGUGCGGCGUCGCCACCGACUAUGCGCUGCGCUGCGUGACUGCGGAGGCAGGCGCGGGCCCGCGGCGCCGCGGGGUGCUGCUGGCGACGUGCUGCCACCACCGCUGCGAGCUGGCCGCCUUCCUCGCGCCCGGGCCCCUGCAGGAGCUGGGUAUAACUGGUGAGGAAUUCAACGUGAUGCUGGGCAUCGUGUCGUGGGCGACGUGUGGCGACGGCCGCAGCCGAGACGCGCGCAACAAGCCCGACCACGCCGGGGACGGCGGCGAGCCUGCAGUACGAGAGGAGACCGAGCCUGCAGCAGUGAAGGAGGCGGAGCGUGUGAUACUGCCGCAGGAGUCCCGCGAGGCGGUGGGGCGGCGCGCCAAGCAGUUGCUGGACUGGCUGCGCGUGCUCCGCCUGCGGGAGCUGGGGUUCGAUGCUAGACUGUGCUUCUACGUGCCGGUUACCGUGUCCCCGGAGAAUGUGUGCAUUGUUGCAAAAAAGUUUAGCUGAGUGUGCCUUAUGAUUGUAUAUUAUAAUUUGGCUAAAGAAUA